GGGGUUUCCCGUCAGGGAGGUGACGUGAUACGGAGGGGAUUUCCACGUCGUGGAACAGCCAAUCAGAGCGAAGACUGUUAACGGAAACACAAAGCUGGAGCAAACUCCGUUUCAGACAUUUCAACACAUGGCUGCGAGACGGUUUGACACCUCUUCGCGGGCUCAGACAGACAGUCGGAGCCGGUGUGCAGCUUAACGAGUAGUUACGGAGCCGUUUGCGAGUUUGCGACGCGAGUUUUGACCGAGUGAAGACUCAUCCGGUUUGGCGACGAUUCAAGAACACGACGGCGGAGUUUAAAGUCUUUAAGGUGGUUUUUUAAGACUCGCCACCUAUGAUGAUAGGCAUGGACAUCUACACCGGUAUCUCUGGUGCAGAGGAGGCAACACCCCUUCCCGGGAUCAGUCUGCCCCUGCCUACAGAUUACGAACUGAUACAAGAAAUUAUCAGCGAGGAUGAGCGGUCAGCAGGCCCCCUACCCGGACCACCUCCUCCUCCUAGCUUCCCCUGCACGACACACAGCCACAACCACAGGACCUCCCGAACAAACUCCUCACCAGCAUCCAACCCUGUGCUGGUGCCAAGAGGCACUGCAUCUAAGCCAAACUUCAACCCGUGUCAUCCUGCAGAGAUGGCAUCGAGUCAUCCUUCUCGAGUACCUGGUUCCUCUGGGCGAGAUCGAGGCUCCCCUUGUUCGCUGAACUCAAAGAGCUCCGGCAUGUCUUCCUCUCAGAACCGGGCCGACACAGACAUGCUGGAGCGCAUCCUCGAAAAACCCAAGCUGGUGGUAGUGGAGGAGCCCAAAGACAGAGGCAUGAGGUUUCGUUAUGAAUGUGAAGGACGCUCAGCAGGCAGCAUCUUGGGGGCAUCCAGCACCGACACCAACAAGACUCAGCCUGCGAUAGAGAUUCAGGGUCCCAUUGAGCACUUAAAGAAGGUUACGGUCACAGUUUCCUUGGUGACCAAAGACCUCCCACACCGGCCUCACCCCCACUGCCUUGUGGGUAAAGACUGUCCUAACGGUUUAGGGAUCUGCGUGGUCUCAUUCAACCCUCAAAACAACCGACGUCACAGCUUUGCUAACCUCGGUAUUCAGUGUGUGCGGAGGAAAGAGCUGGACUCUUCACUUCAGAAGCGAAGAAACCUAAAUAUUGACCCAUUUCAGACUGGGCAUUCAAAGGGCAUCGAAGACAUGGACAUGAAUUCGGUGCGUCUGUGCUUCCAGUGUGAACUCGAGUGGGAGGAUGGCAGGAAAGACCAUCUCAGCCCAGUGGUGUCCAAGCCCAUUUACGACAAGAAGGCCACAACUACAUCACAGCUUAAGAUUACCCAUUUGAACCUGUUCAGAGGUCCCUGCAAUGGGAAGACGGAGGUCUAUAUGUUAUGCGACAAAGUGCAGAAAGAUGACAUAGAGAUCAUCUUCAGGCAAGGGUCAUGGAAGGCGAAUGGGGAGUUUGCCCAGACAGACGUGCACCGACAGAUCGCCAUCGUGUUUAAAACUCCGCCCUACGAGGACCAAGACAUCACAGAGGAAGUGAAAGUCAACGUGUCCCUGCGUCGCAUCUCGGACCAGAUGGAGAGUGAGCCGGUUACAUUCACGUACCUGCCGUGCAAUCGAGAUCCAUACGAGGUGAAGCGGAAGAGGAAGCUAAAGUCAGAGAUGAGCUUUCCAGAGAAGCCUUGUGUGACAGUUUCAGCUGAGAGCGCACCUGCACCAGAGCAGGCCAACCACUUCUUCUCAGAGCCUCAAAACAUGAUCUCUCCACAAGAGGUGCCACACACUGCCCAGUCCGGCAUACCUACUCUGGGGGAACAGCAUUACUGCGAUUCGCUGGAUGUAAACAAUGAGGAGGCAGAACUUUUUAAGCAGCUGCUAGAAAUGCCUUUACUUUGGGAUGUGCUGAAUAACCCAAACUUUCCCUCAGUCAUGCCCUGCCCCAUGGACACCUCCAACAACACCUUUGCAAACAUGGAUAUGAACUUCAACCAAAGCUCCAGCUCUGGCUACGUGCAGGACUUUUCGCAUUACAGUGACGUGCAAUUCAGCAAGCUCGUCAAGGAGAACCAGAACCUGCAGUCAGAGUCGCAGGACGAUAUGGUUCAGGUGAAAACUGAAGAGGAACUAUGAGGAUAGAAACAUAAGAAUCAUGUAGCACAGUUUACAGCAGUUUCUAUCUUCUUGUGACUUUUUGGGAGAUGUCUCUUCCAUGCUAUCAGUUCUAAUCAUUGUUGUGUGUGUUCAGUAGACUUAGCUUCCCUGCUUCCCCCUGUUUCUAGAGUUUGUGCUAUGCUAACAGUCUCUCUUCAACUUUGUAUUUAGCAUGAGAUUGGUACUUAUAGGUGCAGCAGGUAACUGAAACCAUCUUUCAAAAGUGGAUACAAGCAGCAAAAUGUGUAUGUUUGUCCCUCUGGUGUCAUUAACUUGACAGAUCCCAUUAGCCAGUCCCUUUUCCAAUCCCAUUUCAACCAGCAAACAGAUUUCAGAGACUUUACUCUUGAUUUAUAAUGCUUUUGUCAAAUUUAUAUGUUAAAAGCAUCUUCAGGGCUUCUUUUGGUUUCAAGUAAAAGAAAAUGCAUUUACACAUACGUUACAUGUUGCACCAGUCGUCCGAUGACAAUCGCAGCUCCAUGGAGCUCUGCAGAUUGAGGGGUUAGCCUUAUGAUGGCGCUAGUUCAAAGCUCCUUUAUCUGCCUCCUUUAUCAAAAUUAAACAUCAAUUAAUCAACACUGAAACCUAUGCUGAGUUUCACAGCAGUGAAACCAGUGUCUGAUCUUAUGUGAGAACUUAGUUUUUCCAUCUGAGCUGGUACUCAAGUCAGUUUUCACACUGCAAACUGCACCCACACACACACAAUUUUCAAUGCUCGCAUUCAAACCCAGAUGGAGGCACUGGGGGUAUUUGGGGUUCAGCAUUUGCCCAAGGAGACUGUAACAUACAGAGUACAGGAGCUGAGGAUCAAAGCAUCAACCUUCUGAGUAGCAGGCAAGCUGCUCUAAAUCCUGUGCCACCAUAACCAACAAGAUUUUUGGGAAUGUAGAUGAGGAACUGGGUAAUCAUUGGAAUGUAAGGGGUCCUUCCAGGACAUGUGGAUAAAACUAAGUACUCUGUACUACCACACUCCACACCCCUGCAAAUUAUUAUACCAAAUUACUUCUUAGUACCUUCUAAAAGGACAAAUCUAGGUUUCCCCUUCUUCCAGUCAUUGUGGAUUUUUAAGUAGGCUCACAGGUUUUUAUCAAAAAGAAGUAAUCAGAAGAAUUUGUGUGCCAAUUUUGGUGCUCGUAUCCACUUGUGAACAAUUUUCCUGUACUGUUAUCUGCUGCACCAUAUGAAACUGAGAUGGAGCAGAGUGCCUUCUUUGCUGCAGCAGCUUUGCACUUUGUGCUUGUAGACUUUUUGGUUUCACGCCUCUGCUCUGCUGCCCUUUAUUUAACCUUGUACCUUCAUGCCUUUGCUCACAGGUCUUGCUGGCCAAGGCUUUAGGAGCAAGUUAACAUUCCUCAUUGUCCAUAAAUGCUGCAAGCAUUAAUUUAAAGCUUACAGAGUUUUGAAGGAGAACGCAGACUUCUCUGUAUAAGCUGUAAACUUCCAUAAUUGCCAUCUGUUUUAUUUUGUGAGAUGAAACUGAAAUUCCAUGUGUGAAAUGUUUGUGUAAGACCUGUUUGCUUAUUAGAAGCUGCUGGUGGCUUAAAAAUAUUUUUUAAUCACUGAAAAGUCUUCAGUACAGUAGUUUCAGAGCCCUUCUUCUUUGUCCCCAUCUAGUAUUGCACUCUGUUGGCCAUCACAGCAGCUGUCUUGUUUAAUAUUUAAUCAACAUAAUAGAAACCAGACCCCUUUUCCUGUUCCUGUGUGUCAGUUCCUUUUGUUUGGCAGUUUCACUCUCGUGCUAAGCAUUCAAAUUUCCAAUCGCACCUUAUCACAUGUUCAGCUCUGCCCACUCAGUGUAGUAUAAGAGAGUCAACAAAAAAUAAAAUGUCUCUUAUGUG
Archocentrus centrarchus (flier cichlid) is the source of this 3985-nucleotide messenger RNA. RefSeq names its product v-rel avian reticuloendotheliosis viral oncogene homolog B (gene relb). NCBI's taxonomy places the organism in Eukaryota, Metazoa, Chordata, Actinopteri, Cichliformes, Cichlidae. The record is from RefSeq and is a predicted model, not a curated record. The transcript has 11 exons. Gene Ontology annotation, molecular function: RNA polymerase II cis-regulatory region sequence-specific DNA binding; DNA-binding transcription factor activity, RNA polymerase II-specific. Gene Ontology annotation, biological process: cellular response to stress; inflammatory response; positive regulation of transcription by RNA polymerase II. The coding region runs from base 333 to 2126 and encodes 597 amino acids. Gene Ontology annotation, cellular component: nucleus; cytoplasm.